Molecule: messenger RNA, 1345 nt
Organism: Hydra vulgaris (swiftwater hydra)
Lineage: Eukaryota; Metazoa; Cnidaria; Hydrozoa; Anthoathecata; Hydridae
Source: RefSeq, a predicted model, not a curated record
AUGGAAUCGAUUGAUAAGGCAGAGGAACUUGAAAUAAACCAAGAUGAUUAUUCUGCUUUACUUUACAGCAUCGAUAGCGAACAUGAAGUUGUUGUUGAGGAAGCUAUUGAACUUAAUCUUGAACAAUUAGAGGAAUUAUUAUCAGAAAAUUUUGAGUUAGAAUGUUUGCCAUCUGCAAUUCCUACACUGAUUGCCGAAAAUAAGUUUAGUAAAAACAAGGAAACUGUAGAGCCAGCGGUAUUUCAAUUUAUAUGUCCAAAAUGUCAAAAUAAAUAUCUUAGACAAUCUAAUUUCAAAAAACACGAGCAGAAAUGUCACGUUGGCAAUGAAGGUUUUUCUUCAGAACUUCUAUUACUUGAACUCAGACAUGAUUUGCAUGGAAAUUCAAAUAGAUUUUUUGAAAAAAGUUUAAAAGAAGCUUUAAUUGACGAGGCUUUUACUAUUGAAGUUGAAGACUUUAAAACACCUGGAAACUAUGCAGCUGAGUUAUCCUUAUAUUUUCAGAUUACUAAUGGGUUUGAUCUUUUGUAUUCAUUUGUGUUAAAGACUUGGUUUCAAAUUGCUCUUGAUUGGAGAAACCAAGUGUUAUUGAAAGUAAAUGAAAAAGAACUAGACCUAAAGUUAACGUUAGAAGAAGAGAAAACUUUGCGCUAUGUAGCUGGGUUUAUACCAUUUUCAUUCCGAAAAAGAUAUUCUAAUAUUAGCAAUACAAAUUUGAGAAAAGCUGUCUUAGACCUGGUUAAGUCAUGGGAAUCUCAAUCUGACAAUAAAUCGUUAAAUAAAACAUUUUUAGAUUACACUAGAGAUUGGACUAUUAAAAUAAAUCGAGGUGGGCUUUUUUUAGUUAAUGAUGAUUUCUAUAUAUUUAUUAGAAGACUUGAAAAUGUUGCAAGAACAGUAUUAAAUUUGAAUCUAAUUGUUAAAUAUAAAGGGGAAGAUCUUCGAGAUGUGAUAAUGAAAAAAUUUCAAACAAGUUCUCUUAUUGAUUUUAGCUGGGAAUCUCUUACAAAAAAUGCGAAAUCUCAACAUUUAAAGUCUUUAUUAAAAGAUAUUAUUCUUAGAAAGUGGAUGAGCAUUCGAAUACGAUCAUUUGUGAAAUCCUGGAUUAGAGUCAUUAAUAGAAAAAAUGGAAAAUAGGAAAUGAAAAAGGAGAACCAGCAUUAAGAAAAGCUUUAUGUAUGAAAAAUCUCGAAAAAUGAUUUGUUUAUUUAUUUUUAUUAAAUCUUAAUCAUAAGUGACUGAAGAUUAAUCAAUCCACUGAUUUAAUUAUUAUUAUAUUGAAGUUAAACUUUGCAUAACAUUUUGUAAAUAUUAUUGUGGUAUUGUAAUAUAAAGUUGAUUUCAA